Molecule: messenger RNA, 4784 nt
Organism: Strongylocentrotus purpuratus (purple sea urchin)
Lineage: Eukaryota; Metazoa; Echinodermata; Echinoidea; Camarodonta; Strongylocentrotidae
Product: L-xylulose reductase-like
Exons: 8
Coding region: 111-851 (246 amino acids)
Biological process (GO): xylulose metabolic process; glucose metabolic process
Molecular function (GO): L-xylulose reductase (NADPH) activity; carbonyl reductase (NADPH) activity
Source: RefSeq, a predicted model, not a curated record
AGAACUACCCCGAUACCCACUCCAGCAAAGCAUAAAGACAUUGCAGUCAGAUUGGGCGUCUGUUACCCCUCCUUUGCCGGAAGAAAAAGCAUAACAAAUCAUUAAAAAGCAUGGAAAUUUGUUUUAAAAAUAAGAGGGCCCUUGUUACCGGUGCAGGAAAAGGAAUCGGUAGAGGAAUUGCAGUGGCACUAGCGAAGUGUGGAGCAUCGGUGACUGCUCUAACUAGGUCACAGGCCGAUUUGGACACAUUGAAGCAAGAGGUGCCUGGCAUUGAGACAAUAUGUUUGGAUGUGCACGACUGGGAUAAGACCAAUGAAGUACUAUCACCCUUACCUCCUUUUGACCUCCUUGUUAACAGUGCUGGCGUCUCCAGUGGAGAGUCCUGCCUAGAGGUCUCGGCAGAGGCCUAUGACAAUGUUAUGAUGAUAAAUCAUCGAGCGAUUCUUCAAAUCACAAAGAUUGUAGCAAAAGGAAUGAUCGCAAAAGGUGAGGGUGGUUCCAUAGUGAAUCUUUCUAGCAUUGCCAGUCUACAGGGACUCACCAACCAUGCUGUAUAUGCAUCAUCCAAAGGGGCUUUGGAUUCAUACACAAAGGUUGCUGCCUUAGAACUGGCAAAACACAAGAUUCGAGUGAACUGUGUGAACCCUACCGUCGUACUGACUCCUAUGGCCAGGAAGUUCUGGGACCAAGGUGAGAUGAGGGAUGCAAUGAUCAACAGGAUACCACUGGGCAGGUUCCUAGAAAUUGAGGAUGUUGUUAAUCCAGUUAUCUUUCUGCUCAGCGACAUGAGUGCAAUGAUAAAUGGUAUCACAAUGCCUAUUGAUGGAGGUGCUUCAGCAGCCUUAGUCUAGGGUAGGGCUUAACUCUUUGAAUGCCAGACUAAAUUCUGUUCCAUUUUGAUGUGUGUGAAUUAGGUGCAAAUACCAUCAAUGGCACUGUAGGGCUUACAGGGGAAGUCAACCUGAUAUUAAGUAGGUUUUGAUAAAAGCAGAACAAUGAGAGAAACAAUUUAGUGAAAGUUGAAGCAAUUUCCAAUUAAAAAUAGGAAAGUUAUGAAUUUUUGAAGUUGUCAUCAGUGAAACACAAAUUGGCUACAGUGUGAUGUAUCUUGCAAGGUCCUCCCCAAUUUUCUCUGUACAGAAAAUUUCAUAAGUUCUCAUUUUCUUAGUUUUUGAUGACGGAAAAGAUUUGUUUCAUACAGGUGUCGUUUAAACUCAUUUAUGCAAUAAUUAUAUGUAGGGUGAAUGUAUAAUUGAAUAUUUUCCGAAGGGCGAUAUAGAUUUUUAAUUUUUGUAUUACAGGGGAAAUGGGAGGGGAGCUUGCAAGAUACAUCUUAGAGUUGCCAAUUUGUGUUUGAUUGGUUGCACCUUCAAAAAUUCAUAAUAUUUGUUUUUUUUUCAAUGGGUUUUUGCUCAAACUUUUGCUGACCUGUUCCUCUCACAUUUCUGCUUUUAAAUAAUCCAACUUAAUAUCAGGGUGGACUUCCCCUUUAAUUACCACCCAUAUUCUCUGCAUUCUACAUGAACCUUUGGCAUCACGAUGCAACUCUGCAAUCACUACCAAUGAUCUACCUCUCAAUUCCAUUUCAUGAUGGAUCCUUGUUCAGAUAUGAGGUGGUGUUUUUGUUUUUAAAUAAUGGCGUAAGUUUAAAAUGCUUAACUUUUUUGUAUUUCAUAAGUACAGAGCUCAGUGAGUAAAUGUAGAAACUAUGAGUUGCCAUUUAUUUACAGGUUAUUUUUUUUUAUUUUAAAGUACUGUGGUUUACUACUUCAUAUCUGAAUGAGCAUGUAAUGUGAGUCAGAAAAUUCAGAUUUGCUUUAGAAGAAUAUAUUCUAGAAUUUCCUUUCAGCAAUUAUGUAAAUGAUGAGAAUAAGGUCUGGGAAUAUCAUGGUUAUUUUUAUAUACCCGGUAGAUGUAACAUCUACAUUUGAGACAAUUCCAUGAAGAUGAAUUUCAUCAUAUUUUUUUUUCAGCUUAGUUAGAAUUACAUUUUGCAGACAGUUAUGUACAUUAUAUUCAAGAUAAUAAAUUGCCUCAUUUAAUUUUUUUUAAAUUUAAUAUAGAUGUAAUGUCUAUAUGUGGGAAAAUUCCCUGAGGAAGCAUUUCAGUAUACCCGGUAAUACUAGAUGUGCCUUAUUUUUUCAAUUCUUUGAAUUUAUAUACAGUGUUAUGAGCAUAAAAUUUACCGGCCCAAAUGCAUACCCAUCCAUUUAUUUGUCAUACACCAACAUUUCAACGUAUGAGUUACAACUGUACAUGAUACAUAUCUUUAUCACCAGUCAAGAUUAUUUUUUGUUAAGGAGAUUGGUUUAUUUGCCUGUUUCAUGUAGUGAAAUAGCGCCAUCUUACAUGCAACAAUACUUGUGGGGAUUGUAAUGUUCCCGUGAGCUGUAGAUUCAUUAUGAGGGUGUUUGUUUGUAUGUAUUAGUGGCAGAUUCAACAUGAUGAAUUAAAAGGUUUUGCAUAUAAAUACGAGAUUAACUGACAUAUCAGGGUUUCCUGUUUCAUCACUAGUAAAAGAAAUCAUGAAUAGAAUGUAAUCUUGUUAUUAAUAUCCAUAACACUGUGAUUACAAAAAUUCAUAUGAAUCAUGCGCUCAUGCUCUUAAAAGAGGAGCCCUUAUGAAAUGGGGGUUGGGGGUUACAUUUUUUUUGAAGACCCUUUUAUUUAAAGUCUCCAGAUUAUUCAUUAUCUGUCCAAUAUCCCGAUAAAAAUGUCUCAAAAAUCAGACUUUUAGAUUAAACCAGAAUAAUGUUAAAUUUAGGCUGGCUUUGUUCACAUGCAUUAAUGGUUGUUGGUUGUAGUUCUAAAUUAAUCUGAUCAUAUCAUGAUAAUUGAAAUUUAAAAGAAUUUUGUUACAGUUUUAAGUAAAUUAAUGGUGUUAAGAUGGCCAUCACUGCCUUAGACUAUUCUGAUUUAAUGUCAGUGAAAAUUGAUCUCCUUGCCAAAAAAAGAAAGUUUGCAUAAAAAUAUAUCACCCUAUUACAAUUACACCAUGUAUUGUCAAUGUCUUGCUAUCAUGUGAAACAUGGACAGUAUUGUUAUAUUCUGUGAUUUCCAGUCUUGAAUGCACAAAGAGUAUAUUUUAUUAAAUGUAAUAGACCUACAAAAUCCGUCUGAAUGUCUGCAAAAGUAGUAUGGACCUGAAGAAAUGUUUUCCACCCAAUAAAUCUAUGCAAUCACAGUUUUAAUGAGAAAUUACCAAGAAUGCGGAAAUGUGUCAAAAAUUAUCUGCAUAAUUUGUAUCUUUAAAUGUACCGGUAAGCUUAUCUUAUUGACACACGCUUGUACUUGUCUGGGAUAAGUGUCAGGGAACCAAAGGCAUUUAGCACAGGGGACUGUUUUAUUGGAAUAUUAGCAUUUGAGUGUAAACAGCAAGCUUCGAGCUACAUAGUCCAUGAUUAGCCAGAUAACGAACAUAGGGAUAAUUACUACAAUAGAUCAUUUUCGUAAUGUAAUCAAAUGUAAUGAACAAAUCUUUGUUAUGUGCCAUGUUGCAAAUAAUUGUAUUCCAAUAGUCUGAAUGCAAAUUGCAUACUUUAUGUAUUGUUAGGUACACAGGCCCUAAUGCUUGUCCUACCUAGCAACAAUUAAUGUUUGCAAUUCGCAUUCUAACUAUUGAAAUACAAUUAUUUGCAACAGGUGAAUGAAAUAAUUUGUAACAUGGCACUUAACAUAGAUUUAUGUUUUAAAUUUGAUUACAUUAUGUAAUAGUCUAUUCAAUAAACUCAUUCCAACCCACUACACACAAUGAGAAGAUGGUUACAUUUACCCCCCAAAAUGCCCUGAAAUCAUCAUGAAGGAGGGAUAUCAGAAAGAAGGUAAUUCAAUAUUUUGUUUGUUUAAUGAAAUACAGUUAUCAACUAAAUUAUUCAUACCCUUACCAGGUUUUGUAAUUAUUUCAUGUCUGUUUAAAAUUGAUUUGUCCUAAUUUACGUUUCUUACGAAUGAGACCUAUUACAGUAUUAAGCUUACACCUAAAAGUAUUAAACAAAGGCCUACAUUCAACCGGUCCACCUUUAACUCUUGAGUUACGAAAAAUGCAUCAAAUUUACAAGGGACAUGAAUAAUGUAGUUGUUAACUGUAUGACAAUCAUAAUUUUAAUAAUCUUUACAUUAAAUUAUUUUAAGUUCUAUCUUGUAAUGUUAUAAUUACUUCCUUUUGAUUUUCUGAAUAUCAUUGAAUUGACUUUUAUUCAAAGUUUAUUGGAAAUAAAAGUGCAGUCAAUGGUAGAAAUGCAGAAGUGUACAAUGACAACCUUAAAAUAUAACAAGUACAUAUAUACGUAUAUUGAUUAUAUGGUUUAGCAUAGAGAGUAUAAGUGAGAAGGUUCAAUUGAACAUAGAAUACAAACAAAAAUGCGUUGGAAUAUAUUCCUGCUGGUAUCUAACUCAGUUACAGUUACAUACAAUGAUAUCCUACUGGUAUAUGAAGUACCGAUCCAAGAAUGAUAAAGACCUAUGUGAUACCAUUUUGAAUACAAAAAUUAAUAAGGCUGAUUAACUCAGUUAACAGAAUAAAUAUUUUACUUUACUGUGUAUCUUCAAAUAUGAAGUAAUGGAACAAGAAAGCAAAAUAAUAAAAUAAAUAUAUAUAUAUAUAUAGUUUUUACUUGGAAAUACAGUAAGCUUUACGAGAUAAAGCUGAUCCUGUUGUGUACUAUAAUUGUGACUGGAAAUUAAAAAUAUGCUGAGUAUUAAUAAUUUGUGAGAAAGAGAAAGAAUUUACAUUAAGCAAAAGUUAUUUUUGUAAAUACAAUAAAGUAAAAGACCAGAUAACAGCA